AUGGUGCUUCAACUCUUCGUCAAUGGCCCUCCUGGCUCGGGCAAAACGACGCUGGCCAAACUGUUAUGUGAGGAGUUCAACCUUGAGUUCGUCGCCACAGGUGAAUUGCUGCGCGAGAACAUGAAGAUGCAGACAACCGCUGGUCGGAGAGCUCAGCGUUGUAUCGCUGCGAACAAGUUAGUCCCUGAUCGUGUGGUGCUUGACAUGGUGGAGGCCAAGGUUGCAAGCUGUAUGGCUCGUGGUCGCACAGGUUGGAUACUCGACAGCUUCCCACGCACCCCUGACCAGGCCAAGGCGCUAAUGGCAAAACCUCAUCUCUGUCCUGCCAUUGUAUUUGUGCUCGAACUAUCUCAAGAAGACUGCACGACUCGCAUUACUGGUCGUCGCUUUGAUCCAGUGACUGGUGCGAUUUUCCACUCUCCAAACAAUCUUCCUCAAGAUCCAGUAGUUCGUGCGAGGCUCUCAAGACGCCGUGAUGAUACGAGUGAACGCCUUUCACCGCGAUUUGAGGCGUAUCAAACUUUUGGAGAGGCCACAAACAAAAUGUUCACUAACCGUCAGGGUGUGGUGCAUCACAUUGACGCGUCCAAAUCUUCGGCCGCAAUUCUCGAAGACGUCUCAGCACUGCUCCAUUCGCUUGUAACAAAACCAGAGUUGAGUCUUAGCAACAACAACCAGGAAAGCAACAACCAGCCUCAGAACACUGACAAAAACAAGAUUUUGCCUCCGCUACGUCCGGAGACCAUUCACGAGACGUCGGAAGAAGACGAUGACUGUGACGAUAUGCAGAAAUACCAAUACGAUUGGGAAGACGACAGCUCCACUGUUGUCACUCAAAACAAAAAAUCGCAGGCUCCGAAUAAGCAAAGUGUGCUUGAGAAGGAGCCGCAAGUAGCUGCUCAACCACUUGCGACUAAGCAACUGUCCUCUUCGCUCAUGGCGGUACUGCCCCUGCCUGUUCUCUCCUCAAAGCCAGGAAGUUCAACUGAUGGUAAGACUCUUCCCCCUCCUCCUCCAAUGCCAAUGUUACGACCACUACCACCACCAACGGAUAGACUUAAAAGCCUCCAAGUUCGAGAGCCAAGUGAGGUCGUACGCUUACCCGUUCAGCCUGUAAUAGUGAGAGAAUCGGCCAGUGUCCGCAGCAGUAGCAGCAGUAGCGUUCAAAGCAACAUGAGCAUCACUAGCUUAGAGAUUGCCGCCGCAUCGGUCGACAUGGAUACAUUCAAGGAACUCCUACUAGAUGGAUUCGAAGCCGUCAAACAUGGUCGACGUGGUCGACCACACCCGCGACUCAUUUUCACAGAUCUCAACUUCAAACGAGUUUUCUGGCAGAAGGCCAUGGGUCCUGCCGAUCGAGUGGGGAAAGGAAAACAUGCACGUCUGGAGCAGAGUGUUGUCCUCGCAGAUGUGAUUCAAGUCGCACGUGGCAUGAAGACGGCGGUGCUCAAGCGGUCCGGUAAUGUUGCGCGUUACGAGUGCUACGUAUCGCUGGUGACACCCAGACGCACACUGGACUUGGAAUUGCCAAAUCCCCAGUUAGCGGACUUCCUGCAACGAGGGUUCGAGCAAUUACUGCACAACUAAGCUUAAUGAGAUCUGAUUGCACAACGU
Molecule: messenger RNA, 1614 nt
Organism: Phytophthora nicotianae INRA-310
Lineage: Eukaryota; Oomycota; Peronosporomycetes; Peronosporales; Peronosporaceae
Exons: 1
Coding region: 1-1587 (528 amino acids)
Biological process (GO): nucleobase-containing compound metabolic process
Cellular component (GO): cytoplasm; mitochondrion
Molecular function (GO): ATP binding; AMP kinase activity
Source: RefSeq, a predicted model, not a curated record